This is a messenger RNA of Ostertagia ostertagi, 408 nucleotides long. The record is from the annotation of a GenBank genome assembly. NCBI's taxonomy places the organism in Eukaryota, Metazoa, Nematoda, Chromadorea, Rhabditida, Trichostrongylidae.
AUGGCUACAGUUGUUUCCCAGGUUGCUGUUAACCAAGAGAAGCCAGUUGACAGAGAGAAGACAUGUCCAUUGCUCCUGAGAGUUUUUUGUGCUAAUGGGAGGCACAAUCCAAUAUCCGACUAUAUGAGAGGUGGAGUGCCCGCAAACGAGCUUCAAAUGUACACCUGGAUGGAUUGCACACUUCGAGAGUUGACGUCGCUUAUCAAAGAGGUUAAUCCAGAUGCUCGACGUCGUGGAACAACUUUUGACUUUUCCAUAGUCGCACCCGAUCGAAUGAACAACCGCUACACCAUCCGCGAUAUUGGAAAUACUAUGAACGGUCAGAGAGGCGUUGACGAUGGUAAAUCGGUAAGUCUAAUGUCGAUACUACGUCAUGAAUUUGGUAUUACCGCCCGGCGUCCAUUCUAA